AUGGCAGAAAACUUGCAGAAAUUCUCCGGCAUCACUUCGCCUGGCAGCCACCUGACCGACCACGAGUCUGUGGUUGACACCAUCCACCGCCUUACAGAGUCUGUUGAUUCUGAAGACGCUCCCAUGUUUGAGAGCGCUAUUUACGAUGACGCGGAAUGGGAUGUGAGCGGCCUUACAUUCUUGGGCAAGAACUAUGGUGUCCUCAGGGGCAAAGAGGAAAUGAUGCAUUGGCAAAUGACGGGUCCUGCACCUGUGCUCACAACGCACAUGGUCUCGAAUGCCAGGUCCCACGUCACGAUUCUCAAAGACGGCACAAAAAUCGCGACUUGCACAGCAUAUGUGCUAGCACAACACCUACCGCGUGGAACUGCGCAUAGCAAGAUUUCCACUUGGGACAAGGAUGUAUUCCUGACUGGUAAUCGGUUAUCAGGUGAGCUGAAGUGGGACGGAGAAAGGUGGCGGUUCAUGAAACUUGCAAUCAGAUGCAUCUGGAGUGUUGGGGAUAACGAUUUCAUUGUGGCAGGAAGGCCAAAGGCUCACGCCGAAUGA
Pestalotiopsis fici W106-1 is the source of this 549-nucleotide messenger RNA. RefSeq lists its product as uncharacterized. The record is from RefSeq and is a predicted model, not a curated record. Bases 1 to 549 code for a protein of 182 amino acids. The transcript has a single exon. NCBI's taxonomy places the organism in Eukaryota, Fungi, Ascomycota, Sordariomycetes, Amphisphaeriales, Sporocadaceae.